CAAAUGGAACAAUAGAUUGUUGUUCAUUUCUAAUUACCGAACGGCUACAUUAGUAGCUAACUUGCUAACCGGUUUGCCAUUUCUGUUAAAGUGCAUUACUGUAGCUAUGAUGAUAUUGUUGCUAACUAGCUAAAUAGUAAAGCGCCACUUUUGAAAAGGGUUAUGUCGUUUUAGCAAGCUAGCAGAUAGAUUGGCAGCAGUAAUACGAUAGUGGUUGCCAGCCUGUAUGAUCGGUUUUUGUUUGCCAGUGAUCAAACAAAUAAUAGUUAGAAUUCUAGCUAGCGACAGCACUCUGUAAUGUACAGUCAGUACUUUUUUGUGUGAAAAAAACGGCUGUAUCAAGCCAACGCUUACUGUACUGCAACGACUGUCUGGAGUUUUGGGCCAGUCAUCUGUUGACUACUUCCUGGCUUUGAAUAGUUGCCUUAAGGGCGAGAUGAACUCCUCUGCCCUUGCCCAGUCCGCCCCCAUCUUCACUAUUCUGGACCCCGGGGGGUCGGUAAAGCUGGGGGGGUCCGACAUGGAGCUGCAGAAGAUGCUGAUCGACGAGAGGAUGAGAUGUGAGAACCACAAAACCAACUACCAGACACUCAAGGCUGAACAUAACAGGCUGCAGGAUGAGUUUACACGCGUGCAAGGGGAGCUUAAGCGACUCCUCUGUGACAAGCAGACCGUCCAGGAGAAACUGCAAUUGUUGCUGGCUGAACUCAGAGGAGAGCUGCUGGACAAGACCAGGGAGCUGGAGGAGCUACGACUACAGGUGCUGACGCCUCAGCGAUUGGAGCUGUUGAAGGCACAGGUACAGCAGGAGAUGGAGGGGCCUGUCAGGGAGCGAUUCAACAAAUUGGAGGAGGAGACCGAGAAGUACAGGUCUGAGUACAACAAGCUGCGCUAUGACUACACCUUCCUCAAGUCUGAAUUUGACCACCAGAGGGAGGAGAACACUCGCAUCCUGGAGGAGAGGAAAAUCCGCUUUGAGGCUGAGGUGUCACGACUGGAGAGGGACCGAGAGGAGCUGAUGGCCCAGUAUCAGAGCACGGACCCGUCGAGGGACGGUAAACGUGUAGAGUCUCUGCUGAGGGAGAAGGCCCAGCUUCACCUACGUCUGAAAGGUCUGGAGGCCGAGGUGGCUGAGCUCCGGGCACAGAGGGACAACUCCGGCCAGCAGGCCGAGAACGUGCAAAGGAUCCAGGUCCGCCAGUUUGCAGAGUCCCAGGCAGCAGUCAAGUCGCUUGAAGCGGAGAGGCAGUCGCUGCGCCUGCAGUCAGACCGUCUGGAGAGUGAGCUGCAGCAGAGUCGUGAGCAGAACGCCCAGCUGACCGCCAGGCUUCACAAAGCCGAGCGAGAGGUCAACACCCUCAACAGCCAGAUUGAGGGCAUGAGGCACUCCCACAAGCUGGAGGUGGCCAACGUGAAGCUGGAGUCUGCCAGGGCCAAAGGGGAGGUGGAGAGGGACAGGGAUGCUCUACAUGGCCAGAUGGAAGGUCUGCAGGUCGAUGUGGAAGUGUUGAAGGGGAAUGUGGAGAGACAGAAGGAGGUGCUGGCUGAGAAGGAGAGGGAACUCGUCCGGAGGGUGCAGGCUGCUCGCGAGGAGGAGAUACGCAAAACAGCGGCCGUCCACGAGGAGAAGUUGAUGCUGGAGGAUCGUUUAGCAGAGCUGGAGAAGCAGAAAGCGCUUCAGGACGCAGCUGGCCUCACCCAGAAAGAGGAGUGGGAGGAGCGUCUCCGUGGCGCCCAGCUGGCGGAAGAGUCAGCUCGUAAGGAAUUGCAGAACCUCAGGUCUAAACUGCUACACCAGGGCUCUCAGCUGGAAGAGCUGGAGAGACAGAAGACCGAGAAUGCUGACCUGAGACAGCAGAACCAUGAGUUAGGGGUACAGCUGGGGACCUUGUCCCACUCUGAGGCUGACCUUCUGGAGACCAACCAUCGUCUGAGGGACACCCUGGAGAGGACCAGAGAGGACCUGAGAAGUGCCCGUUCACAAGCUGAGCGGACCCAACAUGAAGCCGAGAGGUUAGUGGAGGAGCGUCGUGUGGAGUGGUUGGAGGAGAAACACAAGCUGCAGGAGAGGGAAGCAGAGCUGCAGGAGAAGUACUGUCAGGCUAAGGAGAAAUUACAAAGAGCUGCGCUUGCACAGAAAAAGAGGAAGACCAUGACCGAGAACAAGGAAAAGAGGUUCCAGGAUAAGAUCCAACUCCUCGAAGCUAAGGUAGCAGAGCUGGAGCUGCAGGCUAGCACCGCCAAGAAACGUCCCUCUUACACUGAGGAGCACGCCCUCCUCAACAGGCGAUUGAAGGAGCUGCAGCGCAGGCACAGUGAGUUCAGACGCCUCCUAUUGGGUAACCAGGUGACCUCCAGCACGGGUCCCGCCCUCAUGACCUCCACCCCAGGACCAGGACUCGGCCCUAUCUCUGUCCUCGUCCCCGGAUCCGAGGGGCCCAGCCUCCACGAGGAGCAGCAUCAGAGAGAGUUGACUCUGCUUCGUCGUAGGCUGGAGGAGUUGGCGUGUUCUCAGCAACAGCAGAUGGAGGAACUGGGGCCUCCCAUGGACAGGAGCAGAGGUGCCGGCCUGCAUGGCUCUCCUCCUGAACUCUAACCUCUCCACUCUGACCCAGAGAGAUUGAACUUCUCCCUAAAAUAUUCUAAUUGAGUCGGUGAGAACUGAAAUAUUUUGUGAAAAUCAAGUUUUUACCAGCUCAAAAUUAUUGUAUAUGUAGGAUGAAAAAUAUUUCUGUAAAUAGGGCGAAUGUUUACAUUCCUUGUUGAGUUACAGGGCCAGAAUCCUUACCUGUGGACUAUCAAUGUCUAUGAAAAGAAUGAUUUCAAUGUCUAAUCCUUGACUUCCUCAGGGUUUAUUGACUGUUGUGAGAUAUUUGUAUGAAAUGUUUACACUAAGGCCAUAAUAAGGGGACUAUCACUCUUAAAAGACAUUUUGAAUAAACAAGCCAUGGUUUAUAUACAUUUUUUGUACUGUCAAGAUGUGCACCUGUUUUUGUAUUUGCAUUUCUUGCAAUUAAAUACAUUAAAAUCUUUACUGAGGUGUAGUUGUGUGAAAAACAGCGCAAUUAACAGUGCAAACUUCAAACUUAAUGGAGCACAUGACUAUAUACAUUUCAUUGUCAUUUUUAUUGUUCCAGGGUUUAUAUUCAUUUCUCUGUUCAUUGGUGGGGAAAAUAGGUCUACAUGCCAUUCAUUUUUUAUGUCCGAAUGAGUUUUAUGUCCUAAUUUUCUUUAACCAACAUAAUUGGGGUGGCUUAAGAAAUUAUUGUUCACACUGGCUUUGUACCGUGGUGGCCAAUCCCUGAUUUACUGCGACUGCCUGAAGUCUGGUAGAUAUCUACCCACUAUUUAUGUCCACUUGACAUGUUACAAAUAUCCCAAAAACGUCAAUUGUGUUGUCUCCUGUGAUGGUCCAAUGGGCUAAGUUGCUACCUGUGGUUCUGACACAACAUGGGUUCAAACCCCACCAUUUGCUUUGCAAAAACAUCAUGUGUUACUAAUACAAAAAAAACUGAUGAAACAAUUUGUAACUAUGAUGGUCCAGUGGUCUAAGUCUCUGGCAGUUGGGCUGCUGCUCAUGGUUCAAAUCCAACCUGUUGCUACUCAAUCUUUCACAACUAAACCAUAGAGUUUAUUGCAUGUGGACAUGAAUUAUAUCUUUUAUUAAAGUUGAUUUACCUAACAACCUUUGGCUGCCAUACUUCAUAUUUGCAAUGUUUGAACACAGCUGCUUUUGGACUCGCACCUUUUGAACACAACUGCU
Esox lucius (northern pike) is the source of this 3763-nucleotide messenger RNA. It is a transcript of the gene cep83, whose product is annotated as centrosomal protein 83. Bases 437 to 2596 code for a protein of 719 amino acids. Gene Ontology annotation, cellular component: centrosome. The record is from RefSeq and is a predicted model, not a curated record. The transcript has 16 exons. Lineage: Eukaryota; Metazoa; Chordata; Actinopteri; Esociformes; Esocidae.